UUUGCUUGAGCUGUAAAAUCCUCUGGUGUUGAGACUACUCCAUCAGAUCCCAAAUUUGGGUCCACUACUGUUAAGGAGACUCGUAUCCAGUAGGGGCUGACAGCGGUAAGCUUCAGUGUCUGCUGGUAACCGACUCGGCAACAGUAGUGGUUCCCAUUUUUGGGUUGGAAUGCCUGACACAAGAAAAAUGGACACUAGGUCCAAAGUAGGAAAGCAAACUGGAAAGAAAGCUGAUAUCUGUGGAUUUUGUUCAAAGGAGGUAAUAUGUGAUUGUAUUCAAUGUGAAGGAAAAUGUGGACGAUGGUUCCAUGCGGCAUGUAGUGGACUGUCGGAGUUGCAGUUUAAAGACCUAGCAGAAAAUGAGGAUUCUGAGUGGUCAUGUCAAAGAUGUGGCAAGGAGGAGAAGAGCAACGAAGACGAAGACGAAAACCCCAUAACUGAAGCUAUCCGAAAGUUGAGGAGACAGGUCGAAGAAAGUGUACAACCAUCUACUCCAAUAUCAAAGGACCCUCAUAUUGUGGAAGAAGAGGGAAAGGAGUGCUGUUUCCCAGGUUAUGAAAAUGUAAGGGAUCCAUCUCAAUUGAAAUUAGGGUCAUGGAAUAGUUGGGAAGUUCUAACACAAUGUGAGGGAAUAUAUGGUGUUGUAGUCAAAUGGAGAAGAAACAUAUUUCUGCUUCCCUCAGGGGCUGCAGGAAAAGCAUUCAUCGAGGAAAUGACUAAAGUGGCCAACAAUUUUUCAGCAGGCAGUACUAUGGAAUCAGUGACCAUGACCCUUUUGAUGAUAAUGCCAUCACUACUGUUGCAGAAACCCUCAAAGAGAUCCAAAGCAAAGGAACACACUGAAGUGUUGAAGAGAAGGCUUGUUUUGUGGCAGGCAGGUAAGUUAGAAGAGUUGCUGCGAGAAGGACAGGAGAUUCAGAGAAGAAUGGGAAAGGGGAAACAUGAACAUGGCCAUGUUGAGAGAGUCUUCACUCGACUUAUGAUGAAAGGUAAAGUCAGUGCAGCAAUGAGGUGGAUUGGCGAAAAUGCCACCGGGAUUCUUGAACCCACUCCAGAUGUGAUAAAAGUACUGAAAGAGAAGCAUCCCAAGGCAUCACCUACAUUAAAGGGAAGCUGUCUGAGUGGACCAGUGAGGAGAGUAGAGCCGGUUAUCUUUGACAGUAUUGACGGGGAAUCGAUAAGACAAGCAGCAAAGAGAGUACAGGGUGCUGCAGGGCCUUCAGGAAUGGAUGCGGAUGCGUGGAAGAGACUACUGUGUUCUAAACAGUUUGGUAAGAAGUGUGAGGAUCUAUGCAAUGCUAUAGCAGGGAUAGCAAGGAAACUAUGUGUCAGGAAUCUGGAUCCAACGAUGUUGACCUCAUUGACAGCAUGUCGACUUGUUCCCCUGGAUAAAAAGCCUGGCGUCAGGCCUGUUGGCAUUGGUGAAGUCUUACGAAGGAUAAUAGGGAAGACAGUGAUGACCCUCCUACAGAAGGAUCUGGUUGGUGCCACUGCUCCUAUUCAAGUGUGUGCUGGUCUUCAGGGAGGAGUGGAAGCAGCUGUUCAUGCUGCGAGGGACUGCUUUGAAGAUCCUGAAACUGAAGCCAUCAUCUUAGUGGAUGCAGAGAAUGCAUUCAACUUGCUGAACCGAGAGGCAGCUCUUAACAACAUGUAUAUUGUAUGUCCAGAAGUUGCUACCUACAUUAUGAACACCUACAGAAUGCCUGCUAGACUGUUUAUUGCAGGAGAAGAUGAACAUCUUUUUAGUGAAGAAGGGACAACACAAGGUGAUCCACCUGCUAUGGGAUUUUAUGCAUGUGGUACAAUACCAUUGAUUGAUGCAGGAAACAUUGAGAGAAAAGUGACUCAGAUCUGGUAUGCUGAUGACUCUGCUGCUGGGGGAAAACUGGAAGAAAUGAGGAAAUGGUGGGAUAACCUCUGCAUUAAAGGACCACUUUUUGGUUACAACCCUAAAUCUUCCUAGACAUGGGUGAUAGUCAAGCCUGAGCACGAAGAGAAGGCAAGAAACUUGUUCCCAGAUGUCAAUGUGACAAGUAUUGGUCGACGAUAUCUGGGCAGCUUUAUCGGAACUGAUGAAGGAAAAGGGGCUUUCAUCGAGGAAAAAGUUCAAGAAUGGUGUCGUGAUCUUAAACAAUUAAGUGAUAUAGCAUCAAGAGAACCUCAAAUAGCAUACAGUGCAUACAUGUAUGGGCUUAGUAAAAGAUGGAACUAUGUGUGCAGAACUACCCCAGGAGUUGCAGAUAGGCUCACUCCUCUGGAACAAGUAACACGCGAUGAGUUUAUCCCAGCUAUCAUCAACAGGCUGUUUAGCUGCACUGAUGAACUAAGGAACAUAAUGGCUCUACCACCAAGAUAUGGAGGAUUGGGUAUACCAGUUAUGAUGGACAUGGCAGACCGAGAGUACAAAUUCUCAUGUAGAGCCACAAAACCCCUUAAAGAAGCUAUUCUCAAGCAGGUAGACAACUACACAGAGGACUGGAGAGUAAGCAAAGGAGUGAAAACUGAGAUAACAACUGAACGAAAUCUCUUCUAUCGACAAAAACAAGCGGAAAUAUGCCAGGAGCUCGAGCCAACACCACUGGCAAAGUUGAUGUUCCAACUAGCUGCUGAGAAAGGGGCAAGUGCUUGGUUAACAGCACUACCUUUAAAAGAGUAUGGAUAUCUGAUGAACAAACAACAGUUCUCAGACGCAAUAGCACUCAGAUAUAACCUAAACUUAAAGGACAGCCCUAAGACAUGUACGUGUGGCCAAAAGUACUCAGCAAACCAUGCGCUCAUCUGCAAACUCGGUGGAUAUGUGUCACAGCGGCACAACUCGCUGAGAGACACCUUUGCUGAACUAAUGAGAACUGUGAAAUGCAAGGAUGUGCAGACUGAGCCAGUUCUUCUUCCAGUUGAUGGUCUGAAGUUGCCUAAGGGAACAGUACUUGGAGACCAAGCUAGGCUGGACAUUUCUGCAAGAUCGAUAAAUGGAAUGCUUCAGAGAGGGCAUAUUUUGAUGUAAGGGUAUUUCAUGCCCCAGCCCCCUCCAAUGCAAGCAAAUCGAUCCCAGCAAUGUACCAGUCCCAUGAAAAUGAGAAAAAGCGAUGUUACAACGCAAGGGUUCUUGAAGUGGAGAAAGGAAGUUUCACACCUUUAGUGUUCUCGACUUCUGGUGGAAUGGGUAGUGAGGCUGAAAGACUGGUAAAAAAGCUGGCCAGUAAGAUGGAGUACCACACUGGCCAGAGGUACUCGGAUGCUGUAGGUUACAUCAGAAAGCGCCUUCGCUUUGAAAUCCUAAGAACAACAGUGAUUUCUCUCCGUGGAGACAGAGGUGCGAGAAAAAACAUUGUUAAUAUAAACAGUCUAGAUCUUAACUUGGAGCCACAAGGCCAAGGGUAAUUUUUGAGUGUUUAGGGAAUUUUUUAUAUUCUCAAAGGUUUGUUUUUAUAUAGGGUCAUUGCUAUAUUAUGUGUAUAUUGUUUGAAUAAUUUUAUAUAUAUUUUGUAUAUAAAUGAUUUGCCUGACCUUGUAAAAAAUAAGAUCAAGUUAUUUGCUGAUGAUCUUAAAUUAAUUGGUAAUGCAGCUUACCACGGUAGUGUUGCUGAAUAUAUUGAAGAAUUAGAAGUUUGGGAAAAGGUGCGAGAAAAAACAUUGUUGAUAUAAACAGUCUAGAUCUUAACUUGGAGCCACAAGGCCAAGGGUAAUUUUUGAUUGUUAAGGGAAUUUUUUGAAUUCUUAAAGGGUUGAUUUUAUAUAGGGUCAUUGCUAUAUUAUGUGUAUAUUGUUUGAAUAAUUUUAUAUAUAUUUUUAUUU
This is a messenger RNA of Bolinopsis microptera, 3795 nucleotides long. RefSeq lists its product as uncharacterized. NCBI's taxonomy places the organism in Eukaryota, Metazoa, Ctenophora, Tentaculata, Lobata, Bolinopsidae. The record is from RefSeq and is a predicted model, not a curated record. The transcript has 2 exons. The coding region runs from base 170 to 1963 and encodes 597 amino acids.